Molecule: messenger RNA, 1203 nt
Organism: Saccostrea echinata
Lineage: Eukaryota; Metazoa; Mollusca; Bivalvia; Ostreida; Ostreidae
Product: piggyBac transposable element-derived protein 4-like
Exons: 5
Coding region: 1-1203 (400 amino acids)
Source: RefSeq, a predicted model, not a curated record
AUGGCGCACCAUUCCGACAUAACUUCUGACCUAGAUUCGGACAUAGUUGAUUCCGAUGAUGAUGAAGACAAUGAAGAAUUUACUACAUUUCGAGGUCCGUGGUUUAAUGUAGUGGAUCCUAACUCUUUUAUCAUGCCUGACCCUGAUUUCAGGGAGGAAACAGGACCCGUCAGUUUUUAUCCUGGGAUGCUUAACCGGGAUGUUUGCGUAGAUGAAAGAAUUGUAGGGUUUAAAGGAAGGCAUCAACUCAAGCAAUACAUCUCAAAUAAGAAAGCACACAGAUGGGGGAUCAAACUUUGGGUGCUAUCAGACUCCACUUCUGGAUACACUCAUCACCUAAACAUUUACAAAGGCAGGAGAAAUGAGCGACGCAGUCCGAACGGACAAGGCUAUCAGGCAGUAAUGGACUUGAUGGAACCACAUUUCUAUAAAGAGCAUCAUAUCACUUUCGACAGUUUUUUCACCAGCCCCAAACUGGUAUAUGAUCUCUUGGACAAGCAAACUCACAGCACAGGAACAGUGAUCAAAUCUCGAAAGGAUAUGCCUUCCAGUUUUAAGAACGCAAUAAUGCAGAAAGGAGAUGUUAAGGUUAAAACACGUGCUGGAGUAAUGGCUGUUCAGUGGGCAGACAGGAGAGUUGUAUCUUUGUUGACCACUACUGGUUCCGCGAGGCAGAUACAAACAACAAAUGGAAAGGGUCGUGAAGUUUCUAUCCCUGCCAUUAUAGACACCUACAAUCUUGCGAUGGGAGGGGUCGAUCUCGGAGAUCAACUUAUUCUCCAAUUUGAGCCACAGUUCAAGAGUUUAAAGAUGUGGAGAAAACUCCUAUUUCACUCUCUUGUAACCGCAGCAGUAUAUGCCUAUAUUUGCUAUCGAGAUUCCUUCAUUGUACAAUACAAAAUGGACCAUCUGAAGUUUCACCAGCAGCUUUGCCAAGAACUUACUGGGGGUUUUCGACAGGGUAGCAGGAACAGACAGCUGCGUAUAAUACCAGUCCAGCACAGAACCUUGGCAAGAUUGUCUGAGAGGCACUUUCCGUCCAAAAUACCAGAUGGUAACCGUAAGAGAUGUGCUGUUUGCGCGGGACAUGGAGGCGGAUUCAGGAAAACAAGAAUUCCAUGGUGGUGUGAGGACUGCAGGGUCGGACUCUGUGUAGAAGGAUGCUUUAGGAAAUUUCACACGAGGAUCAAUUUUGAGGAGUAA